AGGUGCUGUCCCCACCACGGCAGCCCCCAGAGCCCGGGCCAGAGGGGAGCCAUGGACAGGCCCCGGGCCCUGGGCCUGCUCUUGGCGCUGCUGACUCUCUGCAUCACUGCUGGGACUCCUGAGGUGUGGGUGCAGGUUCAGAUGGAGGCCACUGGGUCCCCAUCCUUCACUGUCCGCUGUGGAUUCCUGGGAUCUGGCUCUAUCUCCCUGGUGACUGUGAGCUACGGGGGCCCCGAUGGUGCCGGAGGGACCAUGCUGGCUGUGUUGCACCCAAAAUUCGGCACCCAACACUGGAACCCUGCCUGCCGGGCGCACUGGGAAACCAGAACCAGCAUCUCCCUCACCUUGGAAGGGUCCGAGGGGAGAAGCUCCAGUCCCAACACCACCUUCUGCUGCAAGUUUACUUCCUUCCCCGAGGGCUCCCAGGAGGCCUGUGGGAACCUCUCCCUCAACCCAGACCAAGGGCUCCCUGCUCCUACUCCAGCCACCAUACUGCGAGCUGACCUGGCUGGGAUCUUGGGGGUCUCAGGGGUCCUUCUCUUUGGCUGCGUCUACCUCCUCUACCUCCUGCGUCGGCAAAGGCACUGGUCUGUCAUGAAGCUUCAGCCACUCAGACACAGCAGCCCCCAGACACAGAGGAGAGCAAGUGCAGCCGGCCAAGCCUCCCUGACCUCUCUCCACAUCCCCUACGCCACCAUCAACACCAGCUACUUCAGCCCGGCAACUCUGCACCGGGUCCUCCCACCCCAGCCCCUGCCUGGGUGGGUGCCGCUCCCCAGCCAGAGCCCUGUCCCCUGGGCACCCCUGCCGGCCUCCGCUCGCAGCAGCUUCAUCUCUGUUGAGAACCGACUCUACGCUCAAGCAGAAAAGGGGCCUCUCCACGCCGGCACCGACCUCAUCCCGCUCCCGGACUGUCUGGGGCGCAGAGCCAUGGAGGGGCGUUAGGAGUUCGAUGAGAGGGACCCCAAGUCCACUGUGCCUUUCUCCUCUCCUGGGCCCCU
Molecule: messenger RNA, 1001 nt
Organism: Balaenoptera acutorostrata (minke whale)
Lineage: Eukaryota; Metazoa; Chordata; Mammalia; Artiodactyla; Balaenopteridae
Gene: PVRIG
Product: PVR related immunoglobulin domain containing
Exons: 5
Coding region: 52-945 (297 amino acids)
Biological process (GO): negative regulation of T cell receptor signaling pathway
Cellular component (GO): plasma membrane
Molecular function (GO): signaling receptor activity
Source: RefSeq, a predicted model, not a curated record